Molecule: messenger RNA, 851 nt
Organism: Bacillus rossius redtenbacheri
Lineage: Eukaryota; Metazoa; Arthropoda; Insecta; Phasmatodea; Bacillidae
Product: fork head domain-containing protein FD4-like
Exons: 1
Coding region: 132-851 (239 amino acids)
Biological process (GO): regulation of transcription by RNA polymerase II; anatomical structure morphogenesis; cell differentiation
Molecular function (GO): DNA-binding transcription factor activity, RNA polymerase II-specific; RNA polymerase II cis-regulatory region sequence-specific DNA binding
Source: RefSeq, a predicted model, not a curated record
CGUCGCGCCGGCCUAAUACAAGCGGAAGGUAGUAUAUCUCCCCUGUUCGUCCCGGACAGAUAUAACAAAAAAGACUUUUUCCGUUCGCGUCGCCGACAUGUCGCGCCUGUGAGGUCGGAAAGGGGACCGCCAUGCCGCGGCCCAGCCGCGAGUCGUACGGCGACCAGAAGCCGCCCUACUCGUACAUCUCGCUCACGGCCAUGGCCAUCUGGAGCUCGCCGGAGAAGAUGCUGCCGCUGUCCGACAUCUACCGCUUCAUCACGGACCGCUUCCCCUACUACCGCCGCAACACGCAGCGCUGGCAGAACUCGCUCAGGCACAACCUGUCCUUCAACGACUGCUUCGUGAAGAUCCCGCGCCGGCCCGACCGCCCGGGCAAGGGCGCCUACUGGGCGCUGCACCCCGCCGCGCUCGACAUGUUCGAGAACGGCAGCCUGCUGCGGCGCCGCAAGCGCUUCAAGCUGCUCAAGACCGACAAGGACCGGCUGGAGAACGAGCUGGCCGCCUUGGCCAACAUCAACCGCUUCAUGUUCGCGCCGCCCCCGGCGCAGGAGCCCGCCCCGCCGCCCCCGCCCCCGCCGCCACCGGUGGCGGCCUCGUCCCUGCCGCCGCCCGUGCGCCCCAAGCGCGCCUUCACCAUCGAGUCGCUCAUCUCGCCCGACAAGCCCGCAGAGGAGCAGCCGCCCCCGCAGCCGCCGCCGCUGCUGUACGCCCCCGCGCCCUGCUACCUGCCCGCCCCCCCGGGCUACGUGCACCCCUCCCUCGUCAUGGGGCUGGUGCACCCGGCGCUGUACCCGCCGCCCCCCGCCGCCUCCGUGUUCCGCUUCAGCCCCACGCUGCGGUCCGUCUGA